AUGGUGGGGAACGGUCAGAAGCUGCGAGGAUUCGUAAUUACCGGCGGUGUUUCGAGGAAUGGCGCAUUGCGCCAACAAUUCGAAGGCGUUUGCCAGAGGCAAAACAUACCGAUCUACUACCCGGAGCCAUCGCUGUGCACCGACAACGGCUCAAUGAUAGCGUGGGCAGGCAUUGAAAUGUACAAACGCCAGAUGUUUACAAAACCAGACGACGCAUUCUAUCUGCCUGUCUGGCCACUUUCCACCGAGCGAAUAUUCCAAUCGACACUCAAAGAGAAAGAUAAGAAAAUACGUGAAAGUUGGUAUAAAGAUGUCGUUGACAAGUAUGGUCCUGGAUCGACACCACCUCCAUCAACCAACCAACAAACCAAUUAA
Molecule: messenger RNA, 375 nt
Organism: Heterostelium album PN500
Lineage: Eukaryota; Evosea; Eumycetozoa; Acytosteliales; Acytosteliaceae
Exons: 1
Coding region: 1-375 (124 amino acids)
Cellular component (GO): mitochondrion
Source: RefSeq, a predicted model, not a curated record